AAUCAGAUGCUCUCGUGCGGAAGUCAACGUAAACGUCAUGUCAAAUUUUCUGCGAUAUAUUGAUUCAUGCUAUCCCCCAGAAAAUACUUUACUAGGAGGACAAAAAUACCAACCUACAACAUUGAAACCAUUUCGUGCAACACUGUUGGCGGAGCAGAGUAGUAGCCUACAGUAAUAAUGUUUCUCUAGCCAGAAUUCACUACUGCAAUGGAGGUCGAGGUGGACGUAAUAGAGUUCAGGGUACCCAUUGAAAAUAACAAAACACUGUUUGUCUGGAAUAUUCUAUCCACAUUUUCAGACGCGUUUAUUUACGAAUCCAUCUGGAACAUAUUCUGCAACUUUGGACCGCUGUAUCUGGUAAAGGUGUGUCCCAAUGCUGCCGGGGUCGAGCCAGGGUUCUAUGCCCUAGUCAAGUACUUCUCCGCAGCCCAGGCAUCUAAAGCACAGAAAGCCACACAUGGAAGAGGCUUUUUCCAGAGCUCUCCUUUGAAGGUAAAGCUGAGCACAAAGCAGUACCCAAACUUCCUUCACAACUCUAAGCCACUGAGCCGUAGCAAGUGUCAGGACUUGGCCAACCACUACCUGGGUUUUAAUGGAUGGAGCACCCACAUUGUUACACUGAAGGACAUCUCCAACUGUGACGAUGCCGGCAGGUUGUCCACCACAACUGGUGACCCUCAGGAGAUUACCCUGAAGUACGGCUGCAUCAUGGAUGUCACCUUCCCACAGCAUGGCCUUAGCUGCCGAGGCGUCGGAGUGGCUGAAGAGACCGUAGAGGGCACCGGUCCAGACGUUGUCCUGCCAAAAAGAGGAAAGCUCCAGAGAUGGGCCAGGGACAAAGCAGUGGUUGACGCUUUCGAGAAGGUGUUGCUGCUGGUUCUGGGAAAUGGGAAAGUUGUAGUUGAAUGCAGGGUGGAGCGAGAUGAUGUCCUACAAGAUGAGGAUCUGAAAGGACUCAUAAAGGUAAAUGACAUUCCCUGGAGCCAAUUUGACCCUGAUGGCCAGGAGGAAAAUGAGGAUAUACCGUGGGACCUCAGUGUCAACAUGUGACAUGUACCUGGAGACAGUUUAUCUGUGUUCACUUGCACUCACUGUGUUUUAAGUCGGUGCCAUUGAACAACUUUGCAUUUCCCGUUAAACAUUUUUCAGGUACAUUCUUUUAAAAAGUAUGUCAUGUUUUGUGGAAAAUACCUUUUGUAAACUAUAUCUUGAUGUACUACUACUGCAUAUAAUGUGCUUUUGAAAUUCCGUAAAUGUUUAGGAACUUUUUGACAAUUCAAUAUUUUAAUAAAAACACAAGUUGUUCGUUCCUAA
Molecule: messenger RNA, 1314 nt
Organism: Oncorhynchus gorbuscha (pink salmon)
Lineage: Eukaryota; Metazoa; Chordata; Actinopteri; Salmoniformes; Salmonidae
Gene: rdm1
Product: RAD52 motif containing 1
Exons: 7
Coding region: 208-1050 (280 amino acids)
Cellular component (GO): nucleolus
Molecular function (GO): RNA binding
Source: RefSeq, a predicted model, not a curated record